This is a messenger RNA of Papilio polytes (common Mormon), 1284 nucleotides long. RefSeq names its product translin (gene trsn). The record is from RefSeq and is a predicted model, not a curated record. Gene Ontology annotation, cellular component: cytoplasm; nucleus. Gene Ontology annotation, biological process: RNA metabolic process. Gene Ontology annotation, molecular function: single-stranded DNA binding; RNA binding; sequence-specific DNA binding. Bases 125 to 823 code for a protein of 232 amino acids. The transcript is spliced from 7 exons. Lineage: Eukaryota; Metazoa; Arthropoda; Insecta; Lepidoptera; Papilionidae.
AUUCAUUCAUUCAAUUAUAAGCCGGCCAAAAAACACAUUGGAAACAAAUAACAAUUUUGUUUACAUUUUCGUUGUGGAGUUUAUCCUUGAUCUUGAUUCAAUUGUUGAUAAAUACGAUACGAAAAUGAGUGGAAAUCUUGUUAUAAAUAAUAUAUUUAGUGAAUUUCAAAAAAGUCUCGAUGAGGAGCAAGAAAUACGCGAGGUUAUCCGCAAUAUUUGCAAAGAUGUUGAUUCCAUAUAUCGCUCUGUAACAACGAUACUUCAAGUAAUUCACUAUAAUGAGGAUGGCAUUGCUCCGGCUUGUCUUCAAGCGAGAGAGAUGUUUGAGAAGGCCAGGGCUGGAUAUGCUAAACUAAAGGAUGCUGUACCAUCUACUGAUUACUACAAGUACCAGGAUCACUGGAGGUUCAUGACUCAACGCUUCUGCUAUUUGAUUUCUCUCACAAUUUGGCUGGAGAAAGGGAUAAUGGCUUCACAUGAUACAGUAGCUGAGAUUCUUGGUAUCAGUGCAACAGAAGAAAAAGAAGGAUUCCAUCUUGAUAUUGAAGACUACUUGGUUGGAUUAUUGAAUUUGUGUUCAGAAUUGUCACGGCUUGCUGUGAACUCUGUCACUCGCGGUGAUUACAACAGACCAUUACAAAUAUCCAAAUUUGUUAUGGAACUUAAUGCUGGUUUCAGAUUGCUGAAUCUCAAGAACGAUCAUUUGCGAAAGCGAUUUGACGCUCUAAAGUAUGAUGUGAAGAAAAUAGAGGAAGUUGUAUAUGACCUGAGCAUACGCGGCUUGCUGCCCAAGACUGAGCCUGAAGUUGUUGCUGAUGCUUAAGAUUUUAUUUAUUUAUUUAAGCAUUAAAAUAAAACUAAUUAUUCCAAAUAGUUUUAACUUUAUUUAUGAUCAUUACAAAAAAUGACUUAACAUUAACUUUAACACUUUCCAAUAAAUUACAGAAAAGAUUGGAAAAUCUUAGUUACAUUCGUAAUUGAGUAUAUCCUUUUACAGCACAAGGGUGUUUAUACCUAGUUUUAUAUUAUAAAUGAAAUUUUUAUGUAUCUGAGACCUUUUUGUACACAAGUCGAGCCUAAUAUGUAGUUCCAACUUAACGAAAUUUGCUAUCUCUGAUAUUUUCAUAAAGUUUAGAUUAAGUGAAACAAAAUAAAAUGAUAAGGCAGGUGAAUGCUUAUCUGCUUAAUUGUAUUAAAAAAAGAAACGAAGGGUCUAGGAACACCAGUUUCUAUUUAUCUUGUGAAAUCUUUGAGCUUUUUUCUAAUAAAUGUUUAGGAAUCCAA